AUGUGUGUGUGUCCAGUUGUCUCAACAAUGAAGCUGAUCAUUUUGGCAGCGUUGUUAGGGCUGUGCCUCGCCCAGCACAACCCCCACUUCAAGGAUGGAAGGACAACCAUUGUCCACUUGUUUGAGUGGCGUUGGGUCGACAUCGCUGACGAAUGUGAGCGCUUCUUGGGUCCAAAGGGAUUUGGUGGGGUUCAGAUCUCUCCACCAGCAGAGCACAUUGUUCUCGACAAUCCCUGGAGGCCUUGGUACCAGAGAUACCAGCAAACUAGCUACAAACUUUGCUCCAGAUCUGGAACCGAAGAGCAACUGAGAAACAUGAUCACCAGAUGCAACAAUGUUGGGGUCAACAUCUACGUGGAUACCAUCAUCAACCACAUGGCUGCAACUGGAGGAGGAGAGGGAAGCCACUCUUCAUGUGGAAGCUGGUUCAGCACCAUCACCAGGGACUUCCCCAGUGUUCCCUACUCUGCCUGGGACUUCAAUGGAAACAAAUGCAAGACUGGCAGUGGUGAAAUUGAGAACUAUGGAGAUCCAUAUCAGGUGCGUGACUGUAAUCUGGUCGGACUUCUGGACCUUGCACUGGAGAAAGAGUACGUUAGGGGUAAGGUGUCAGAGUACAUGAACAACCUUGCAGACAUGGGUGUGGCUGGAUUCAGAAUGGACGCCUGCAAACACAUGUGGCCCGGAGACCUGGAGAACAUUUAUGGACGUCUUCACAACCUCAACACUAAAUGGUUCCCUGCAAACAGCAGGCCCUUCAUCUACCAGGAGGUUAUUGAUUUGGGAGGUGAAGCCAUCUCGUAUAAAGAGUACACCCAUCUGGGAAGAGUGACAGAAUUCAAAUAUGGAGCCAAACUGGGAUAUGUCUUCAGAAAAUGGAACGGAGAAAAGCUGAGCUACACCAAGRACUGGGGAGAAGGCUGGGGCUUCAUGUAUAGUGGCGAAGCUGUUGUCUUUGUUGACAACCAUGACAACCAGAGAGGUGACGGUGCUGGUGGURCCUCCAUUCUUACCUUCUGGGAAUCCAGACUGUACAAGAUGGCUACUGGCUUUAUGCUUGCCCACCCUUACGGACAGGCCAGAGUCAUGUCUAGUUACACCUGGGACCGCAACAUAGUCAAUGGACACGAUCAAAACUACUGGCAGGGUCCUCCUAACUUUGGUGAUGGAACUACCAUGCCUGUAAUCAUCAAUCAGGAMCAGACUUGUGGAAACGGAUGGAUUUGUGAGCACAGAUGGCGUCAGAUCACGAACAUGGUGCAGUUCCGUAACGUGGUCAACGGACAACCGCUCUCUAACUGGUGGGACAACCAGAGCAAUCAGGUUGCCUUUGGACGCGGUAACCGUGGUUUCAUAGUUUUUAACAAUGACGACUGGAGCCUGGACUUGACCCUGUACACCGGUUUGCCGGCUGGCACCUACUGUGAUGUCAUUUCUGGCCAGAAAGMAGGGAGCAGCUGCACUGGGAAGCAGAUCUCUGUUGGUGUGGACAGCCGUGCCCACUUUCAGAUCAGCAACACAGAAGRGGAUCCUUUUAUCGCCAUUCAUGUUGACUCCAAGUUGUAAACACACCCUCCAUAAAUUCAAAUAAAGCAUUAUCUUGGA
Messenger RNA from Poecilia reticulata (guppy), 1605 nucleotides. RefSeq names its product alpha-amylase-like. The record is from RefSeq and is a predicted model, not a curated record. Gene Ontology annotation, molecular function: alpha-amylase activity; cation binding. Gene Ontology annotation, biological process: carbohydrate metabolic process. NCBI's taxonomy places the organism in Eukaryota, Metazoa, Chordata, Actinopteri, Cyprinodontiformes, Poeciliidae.